Molecule: messenger RNA, 783 nt
Organism: Coffea eugenioides
Lineage: Eukaryota; Viridiplantae; Streptophyta; Magnoliopsida; Gentianales; Rubiaceae
Exons: 1
Coding region: 1-783 (260 amino acids)
Biological process (GO): defense response to other organism
Source: RefSeq, a predicted model, not a curated record
AUGUCGAAUGAUGAAACCACAAGACCUGUAAUGGGAUAUGCUCCCGUAGGCUGUCCCCAGCCCUUCCCUCCACCGCAACAAGGCUAUUAUGGUCACCCCUACACCGCCUAUCCUAACUACUACAAUGGCGCAGGACCACCGCCGGGCACGGUCUAUUACUCAUCUGCUCAAUUACCCAACAUUUCUCCCCAGCCAUCCAAAGGUUAUCAGUUUGCUCGCCUCGCGCUUAUCAUCAUGAUUGUUCUAAUGGUUUGCACAAUAACGUUCAGCUUAUUCACUUGGCUAUUUUUUGGCUCCGGCGUCCCCGACUUUAAGGUGGAGUCAUUUAACGUGCCUUAUUUCGACAUCGCCAAUUCAACAUUGAAGGCCAGGUGGGAGACGAAUAUAACUGUCAAGAGUACGAACCAGAAAUCAAGAAUCUCCUUUCCGCACAUUCAAGGAUACCUGGUUUACAGAAAUCGACUCGUGGAUGCCGCCAUGAUUGAUCCGUUGCACCUGGAGGGCAAGACUGAAGCCAGUCUGAGAGCUAAUUUUUCUCUCCCGGAUCCUAGGGGAAAUCUCCCCGAAGCUUCGGUGGUGGAUGCAAUGGGUGAAGGACGAAAAAUUGGGAUUUUGGAUUUUUAUUUGAGAUUAGAUAUGAGAGCAACAUACGUCUCUGGCUCAUACUGGAGCAGAGAAACGAUGCUCAGAGUCAUUUGUGGGGAUCUAUGGGUGAAUUUCCCAGCUCCAAUUGGAGGUGGAACGUGGAACGGUACCAGUGGGGAAUGUUCAACUUACUAUUGA